AUGCGUGAUUUUCUGAAGUGUGGGAAUUGUGGUGAGGUGUCAGAUAAAUGGCAGUACAUCACCUUACUGGACAGCAUGCCACUGAAAGGAGGACGAGGGAGUGCUAGCAUGGUGCAGAAGUGCAAACUGUGUUCUCGGGAAAACUCCAUAGCUAUCCUGAGGGACACAAUUACACCUUACAAUGCAGAAGACAGUGAAAGGUAUAAGACAAUUGUCCAGUUUGAGUGUCGAGGUCUGGAACCAGUCGAUUUUCAACCUCAGGCUGGUUUUGCCGCUAGAGGAGCAACAACAUCUACCCAGUUCCCUGAAAUCAACCUGCAAGAGAAGGACUGGACGGACUACGAUGAGAAGGCCAGUGAGUCUGUGGGGAUCUAUGAGGUCACACAUCAAUUCCUCAAGUGCUGAAAAAUGAAGAGGUCUGAUUGAA
Molecule: messenger RNA, 427 nt
Organism: Sinocyclocheilus grahami
Lineage: Eukaryota; Metazoa; Chordata; Actinopteri; Cypriniformes; Cyprinidae
Product: CXXC motif containing zinc binding protein
Exons: 7
Coding region: 1-405 (134 amino acids)
Molecular function (GO): zinc ion binding
Source: RefSeq, a predicted model, not a curated record